CUCCGGCCCAUAAUGUAUAUUUUAAGCGCAGCCCAGUGUUUUUAAGAACAUUCUGGUAGUGUCGGAGGUCUGGAUUUGUUGCCUGCUCUUCCCCCCGUGCAGCAGCGGCCUGUUUUCCUCCCCCUGUUGUGUGUUUUUAUUAUUUUCCCUCUGGCUUAGAUGUGUCAAUCAUUCUCUCCCUGCCAUUGGUUGGAGAGUUUGCGUCAAAAAGUUGCCAGAGAGGCGCUUUCUCAGCAAAUCUCCCUGAGAGCGGAACCUUCCUCAGCUCCAACUCAGCCUCCACUGUUAUUAAAAAUAAAAAUCGCUAGAGCAGCUCGGUCGCCACAUCUACUUUGAUAGCUGGCUAUUGGACAUUUUGAAGGAUAAUUUGAUUUUUUUUCCCUUCCUUUUCUAACUUCCAAUGCGGCUGUAAGGCCAGUCGCCAGUCCACGUAGUUUUGUUUCCUCGCCAUCAUGCAGAAAAUUAAUCAGCCAGGACGAGAAGCAGAGCUGAGCACGACGGCCUGUAAUUAAGGGACGUGUGCCCCUCGGAUUAUCUCGUUAGUUUAUCAAGAAAACAUUUAUUAUAAUUAAUUCUCGGACGAGGUAAUUAUUAUUGAGCGAGGACACAGCAACUGGUAGAUGGGCUUCUUGGAAGGAAAAAAAAAAACAAGGAGGGGGGUUUGGAGGGGGGAAGCGACAGAUUGCACGAAUUGACCGUUAGAUAUAAGGCUGCGCAGGCCGGCGCAGGCAGUGGAGAGGGACCUUGGGCGUCAGGGCUGCUGAUCUGCGGGGCUGCAGGGCAGGGACGCCGGACCUAGUCGCUUGCACCUGGAAGUGAGGGCACUCGGGACUCGCCACGCUACCGCCGUUUCCUCCUAGUUCCAUCACUCCAAACCCACCCACCAAGGACCCUGACCCUGUCCACUCCAGGAGAUUCGAGACCGUCCGGCUGGGUCCCCCCAAUUUGGGCCGACUUUGCGCCUCCAAACAACCUUAGCAUGAUGUCUUAUCUAAAGCAACCGCCUUACGCAGUCAAUGGGCUGAGUUUGACCACUUCGGGUAUGGACUUGCUGCAUCCCUCCGUGGGCUACCCGGGGCCCUGGGCUUCUUGUCCUGCAGCCACCCCCCGGAAACAGCGGCGGGAAAGGACUACGUUCACCAGGGCACAACUGGACGUUUUGGAAGCUCUGUUUGCCAAGACCCGGUACCCAGACAUCUUCAUGCGGGAGGAGGUGGCGCUGAAAAUCAACUUGCCCGAGUCCAGGGUCCAGGUGUGGUUUAAAAACCGAAGAGCUAAGUGCCGCCAACAACAGCAGCAACAACAGAAUGGAGGUCAAAAUAAAGUGAGACCUGCCAAGAAGAAGACCUCUCCAGCUCGGGAAGUGAGUUCAGAGAGUGGGACAAGUGGCCAGUUCACUCCCCCCUCUAGUACCUCAGUCCCCACCAUUGCGAGCAGCAGUGCUCCCGUGUCUAUCUGGAGCCCAGCUUCCAUCUCCCCUCUGUCAGACCCCUUGUCCACCUCCUCCUCCUGCAUGCAGAGGUCCUAUCCUAUGACCUAUACUCAGGCUUCAGGUUAUAGUCAAGGAUAUGCUGGCUCAACUUCCUACUUUGGGGGCAUGGACUGUGGAUCUUAUCUGACCCCUAUGCAUCACCAGCUUCCUGGACCAGGGGCCACACUCAGUCCCAUGGGUACCAAUGCAGUUACCAGCCAUCUCAAUCAGUCCCCAGCUUCUCUUUCCACCCAGGGAUAUGGAGCUUCAAGCUUGGGUUUUAACUCAACCACUGAUUGCUUGGAUUAUAAGGACCAAACUGCCUCUUGGAAGCUUAACUUCAAUGCUGACUGCUUGGAUUAUAAAGAUCAGACAUCCUCAUGGAAAUUCCAGGUUUUGUGAAGACCUGUAGAACCUAUUUUUGUGGGUGAUUUUUAAAUAUGCUGGGCUGGACAUUCCAGUUUUAGCCAGGCAUUGGUUAAAAGAGUUAGAUGGGAUGAUGCUCAGACUCCUGAUCAAAGUUCCAGAGAGGCAUAGAAGGAAAAUGAAGGGCCUUAGAGGGGCCUAUAUCAACCAGCAACCUGAAAUGGACAAACCAAUCUUAAGAUUCUGUCAUAGUUCUAGAUCAUUGGUUUUCUGAUUUGCAAAUGAUUGAUCAAAUAUAUUCUAGUCACAUGCAACCAAACACCACGCAAAAUAAAAAUCAAACAAAACCAAGUUGUGAGGGAAGGGAGGGAAGGUCAUACCCUUCAAAGCAGAGGUAACCCGGUGUUUUAGCCAAUCCUUGGUUGAAUCUUAGGAAUGGACAGUGUUCCAAGCUCAUUCACGUUUCAUGACCAACUGGUAGUUGGCACUGAAAAACUUUUCAGGGCUGUGUGAAUUGUGCGACUGAUUGUCCUAGAUGCACUACUUUAUUUAAAAAAAAAUAAUGUUCAUAAGGAGUCAAUAUGUAGUUUAAGAGACAAUCAGUGUGUGUCUUAUAUAAAUGGUACAUCUGUGGUUUUUAAUCUGUGCUAGACUUCAAAACUGUGAUCUCCUGUUAUUGUAUGCAACCUUGAACUCCACCUAUGCAGGGGUUCUUCUGUGAUUAAAUAGGUUAUAAUUAUAAGCAAAAUUCAGAGCAACUGAAUACUGAUCUAGAAAGAUUACCUGUGGCUGGAGGUGAGCUGCCCUGCUGUCUCUGGCAAGGAUCGAGGAGAAGCAAAAGGACCCUGAUUCAUCCGUAAUUUUAUGUUGGUAAGCCUGGCAGUAAAAAGACAUUGAUGAAUUGCUCUGACCCUGAUGAAUUUUAAACUGAGAUCAUUUAUGCUUGCAGAUGUUAACUGGAAGUUAUAUAUGCAUAAACCCUUUCUUCCUGGAUUUGGCAGAUAUGUAUAAUUAUAUUAAAAUGGUUCUAGCACAA
Molecule: messenger RNA, 2873 nt
Organism: Peromyscus californicus insignis
Lineage: Eukaryota; Metazoa; Chordata; Mammalia; Rodentia; Cricetidae
Gene: Otx2
Product: orthodenticle homeobox 2
Exons: 6
Coding region: 980-1873 (297 amino acids)
Biological process (GO): multicellular organism development; regulation of transcription by RNA polymerase II
Cellular component (GO): nucleus
Molecular function (GO): RNA polymerase II cis-regulatory region sequence-specific DNA binding; DNA-binding transcription factor activity, RNA polymerase II-specific
Source: RefSeq, a predicted model, not a curated record